AGAACCCCAAAGGUACUGACACCUUCAUCCUCCUCCUCCUCCUCCUCUUCCUCUUCCACCUCGUCGCGGUGCCGCAGCAGCAAACGCGAGCCCUUGAUGAAGCACAGUGACGCUGUGGGGAGCAUUUUCAGUGCAUCCCUGUGAAAACACGAAGAUAGUGAGGUGUCUUUUGGAUGCAAACGCUUCACAGGAGACGAUGAGAGGCUUCCUGCUGAGUGCUGUCUUUCUGUUGCCCUUGGUGGCCUCAGAGUCAGACCACUGCAUAAUAAAGCGUGAACAUGAGAAAUGCAUGGAGAGGAUCGCAAUGCACAAACCAGAUGGCGCAGAAUAUGCAUGUGAUUGGAUGUGGGACAACCUGACCUGCUGGCAGGCGUCCAAUGUCGGGGAGGUUGUGGAGGUUAACUGUCCGGAGCUCUUUCAUGACUUCAUGGGCCCUGAGGAUGAAAUGGGGAAGGUCAGUCGUAACUGUACUGAGGACGGCUGGUCAGAGCCUUUCCCUCACUAUGUGGACGUCUGUUUUUUCUAUGAUAACAAUAACACUGGCAUGUACUACGCAUCAGUCAAAGCACUGUACACAGUCGGCUACAGCACGUCGCUCGUGUCUCUGACCACAGCCAUGGUCAUUCUCUGCAGGUUCAGGAAGCUCCACUGCACCAGGAACUUUAUUCACAUGAAUCUGUUUGUGUCCUUCAUCCUGAGAGCCAUCUCAGUCUUCAUCAAGGACGGCGUGCUGUAUGCUCAGGAAGACAGUGACCAUUGCUUUGUGCACACAGUGGCAUGUAAAGCAGUGAUGGUUUUCUUCCAUUACUGUGUCAUGUCCAACUAUUUCUGGCUGUUCAUUGAAGGUCUGUAUCUCUUCACUCUGCUGGUGGAGACUUUCUUUCCUGAGAGACGCUACUUCUACUGGUACACCAUUGUUGGGUGGGGAACUCCCACAAUUUGUGUGAUUGUCUGGGCUGUUCUGAGGCUACAUUUUCAUGACACUGGAUGCUGGGAUACAAAUGAGAACACUGCCCUCUGGUGGGUGAUAAAAGGACCCGUGGUUGCAUCCAUAAUGAUCAAUUUCGUCCUCUUCAUUGGAAUUAUUGUGAUCCUGGUCCAGAAGCUGCAGUCCCCUGAUAUUGGAGGAAAUGAAUCGAGCAUUUACCUCAGCUGUGCUCAGAAAUGCUUCAGUGAGCCCACACAGGCAGUUCAGCAUUCGUGCAGGAUGUCAGAGUUAUCCACCAUCACACUGCGUCUGGCGCGCUCCACCCUCCUGCUGAUCCCUCUCUUUGGUAUUCACUACACCGUGUUCGCCUUCUCACCUGAAGAUGUCAGCAAGAGGGAGAGGCUUGUGUUUGAGCUAGGGCUUGGGUCCUUCCAGGGCUUUGUGGUAGCUGUCCUCUACUGUUUCCUCAAUGGAGAGGUGCAAUCGGAGAUCAAGAGGAAAUGGCGCAGCUGGACGGUGAACCGGUACUUUGCUGUGGACCUGAAGCAGCAGAGGCAUCCUUCAUUGGCCAGCAGUGGAGUGAACGGCGGGACUCAGCUGUCGAUCCUGAGCAAAAGCAGCUCCCAGAUACGCAUGUCGAGCCCGCUGGCGGAGAACGCCAACAUCAGCCUCCCAACCUGAACAUCUGAUUGGCUGGUGUCAACUUCAAGGUGCCGUUCCACUUACCUACAUCAGACCAACCAGAACAGACCAAAGUGGCCCCUCAAAGCUCUCACAUGUAGUUAUUUUGCCUUUAGAAUAUGAAUCUUUCUGAAGAUAUUUACUGGAGGUGCACAGCUGGAUUUUAUGUUUU
Molecule: messenger RNA, 1781 nt
Organism: Archocentrus centrarchus (flier cichlid)
Lineage: Eukaryota; Metazoa; Chordata; Actinopteri; Cichliformes; Cichlidae
Gene: adcyap1r1a
Product: adenylate cyclase activating polypeptide 1a (pituitary) receptor type I
Exons: 15
Coding region: 197-1609 (470 amino acids)
Biological process (GO): cell surface receptor signaling pathway; adenylate cyclase-modulating G protein-coupled receptor signaling pathway
Cellular component (GO): plasma membrane
Molecular function (GO): peptide hormone binding; vasoactive intestinal polypeptide receptor activity; G protein-coupled peptide receptor activity
Source: RefSeq, a predicted model, not a curated record